AUGGUCGACUUUGCCUUCUACGCCAGCUGCACCGAGCUGUGCCCACGGAGACAACCAUGCUUCCGCGCCUACUUCAAGAGUCCCGGGCAGCCUGGCCUCGUCUGCGCCUUGGGGACAAUCAACAGACAAUCCGAUAGCACAUCGAACCUCAAGCGGUAUCUGGGGCCAUCCGUCCUACACAUCGUCUCUCACAUUUACGUCCACACUUCAUCAUACCUUGACCUCGACUCCCACUCCAAUCGAACCCAUUACCACAUCGACGACAUCGACGCCUUCGACAUCGCCAACUACGUCAACUUCGUCAACUGCUUCUACGUCCUGGUCGACAACGUCUAUAACAUUGCCUACAACGUCAACGUCCACGUCAACUUCAACUUCAACGACAUCGACUACAUCAAUUUCCACGUCUACCACAACUUCAGCGACAUCUACUACAUCAACUACUACGUCACCAACUACAACCUCGACGUCAACUUCCACCUCAACCACAACUUCAACUACGUCGACGACGACGCCCACGACAACAUCAACAACAACAAGCACAACAACAACUACGACUACAACCACAUCAACAACCACAACCACGUCGCCUACAACCACCACCACCACCACCACCACCACCACAACCACCACGUCCCAACCUCCAGCGACGUCGACAUCCUGCAGUGUCGCGCAAUCCACAGCUUGUCGUGA
Molecule: messenger RNA, 693 nt
Organism: Fonsecaea erecta
Lineage: Eukaryota; Fungi; Ascomycota; Eurotiomycetes; Chaetothyriales; Herpotrichiellaceae
Exons: 4
Coding region: 1-693 (230 amino acids)
Source: RefSeq, a predicted model, not a curated record